This is a messenger RNA of Rhinichthys klamathensis goyatoka, 805 nucleotides long. RefSeq lists its product as uncharacterized. The transcript is spliced from 2 exons. Lineage: Eukaryota; Metazoa; Chordata; Actinopteri; Cypriniformes; Leuciscidae. The record is from RefSeq and is a predicted model, not a curated record. The coding region runs from base 4 to 546 and encodes 180 amino acids.
CAAAUGACCAAGCGGAGAGCAGAGAACAUUUUGCCUCCCGAAAUCCCCAGUAAAAGAAGUUUUCGGUUUCUCUUCAACAUCGACAAACCUGUCGCAGGUGUGAAUUUGAUCCAAAACGCUAAUCCAUCCUCGUUGUUGUCAUUCUCUGGACAACGCGGCAGGAAAAGACCAAAGUUUCUCGAUGACCCGCUGGAUGCCAUUAACCUACCGAGAAAAGUGGCUGCAAACAUGAUUGAUUCAGUGCUGGCAGAUAAGAACACAUGCAAGCCUAGAACAUUCGAGGAUGCUGGUAACGUUAGAUCUGCUGUCACGCGGCGGUCAUCUUGCGCGCUUCAAACUGAGUCAAAUAAACUGCCAGACGAAGAAAAUAACCUUACUGCAGGAGACAAGGCGAUGCACACAGAUGAGGACCUCUCUCCAUUCAAUUCCUUCCAGUUCUGGCAGGUUCCACUGCCUGAGUUGGAUCUCUCUCUCUUGGAGACUGAACCCUCAGCUGGGUCCUGCACAGCCUCUUCCACCAAAGACUUAGAGGCGAUGGAAACCUGAGGAGAUCGCCAAUGCACAGUGACAGGUUCAUUCUUGUUUAGAUGUUGUGUUGCCAAAUUACGCGACUGGACAUGAGAUGAUUCCCCCUGAUCUGCACUAGAUGAAUGUAUGAACAAAGCCGUGUGCUUUGUAUUGUUUGUAAGCCUCCAGCACAAGCAACACAACACAUCAUGGUCAUGUGACCUCAGUCCUCUCCUAUUUGGUUCAUGUGCUCAGAAGUGUGAAAGCAUAAUGCUGUAUAUAUUGAACUGAUCAUGUA